Messenger RNA from Lolium rigidum, 868 nucleotides. Its product is annotated as pyridoxine/pyridoxamine 5'-phosphate oxidase 2-like. The record is from RefSeq and is a predicted model, not a curated record. Gene Ontology annotation, molecular function: pyridoxamine phosphate oxidase activity; FMN binding. The transcript is spliced from 7 exons. The coding region runs from base 42 to 641 and encodes 199 amino acids. Lineage: Eukaryota; Viridiplantae; Streptophyta; Magnoliopsida; Poales; Poaceae. Gene Ontology annotation, biological process: pyridoxine biosynthetic process.
GAAACUGCACGGACGCGACAGGUCAGGAGGCGGCGAUAGGUAUGGCUGGCGGUGGCGCCGCCGCGUCGGCUCUCUCGAGCCCCUGGAGGAUGCUGCUGCAGCGAGCGCUGGACGCCAAUGCCCAUCUGAAGCACUCCACCUUCUUCCAGCUUGCCACGGUGGGAGAAGGCGGCAGGCCGGCGAAUCGGACCGUCGUAUUCAGGGGGUUCCAGGAACACUGUGACAAGAUUCAGAUUCAUACAGAUGCGCGGAGUAACAAGGUUGGUGAGCUCAAGGAGUGGCCCCUUGGUGAGAUAUGCUGGUAUUUCACUGAUUCGUGGGAACAGUUCCGUAUCAGCGGUAUCGUAGAUGUGAUUGAUGGUUCCAGCUCAGACCCUGCCAAGCUCCAGCGAGAGAAAACUUGGUUUGCUAGUUCAAUGAAGACAAGAUCGCAAUACUUAGGAGAGCCAUGGCCAGGGGUUCCCGUCGCAGAGGAUGAUCUCGAUCCAUCGACUGGCCCAGUUGACGCCUAUUGUCUUCUGACCCUUGAUCCAGAAAAGGUUGAUUAUGUGAACCUGAAAAGUAAUCAGAAGCUGAUGUUCAGAAGAACCCAGGAAGGAGAUCAUUCCAGUGACUGGAUUGCUGAAAAAGCUAGCCUCUAAUGGUGUUCUUUUUAGAUAGGGGGAAAAUAAAUGUGGUAUUGACUGCCACUAUUUUUAGUUGUGGAUUGUUCAUGGCAAGGAAUUGUCUUCAUUGUUCAUUUCCUUUCUAGACUGUCGUAAUGUAUAUUUGGCAGAGCAUCUGAGAGUCGAGGUAUGUACUUUAUCUGCAUGACAUUUCGUUGUGAACAUACAAGAUGGCCCUAAUUAUUAUUGAAGUUCACCGCUAA